AUGGGUUCAAAGAAACACAAGAAAGAAUCCAAAAAGAAGAAGCAUAGGAGUAGGUCUCGGUCGCCUUUGGACGGGGAGGAACGCGAACGUAAACGGCAUAAGAAGCACAAGGAUCGCAAAAAGGACCGUUCUCCAGACGUUGAAGAAGUACCGGUGGACUCCCACCUUCAAAAGCCAGAAGGCAGCAAUGGCGCACACUCUCAUAGUCGCAGUACCAGUGUUGAUCUAGAGAGGGAACGGGACCGUCGUCUGAGGGAGGAGAGGCGUCACAGGGAGGAUAACCAUGAGCAUGAGAGGCCUCGCGAGCGCGAGGCGUCACCUGUGGCGUCGUCGAGCGGCGCAGUGCAGGAGAGUCUCUCCAUCGAGGAAACCAACCGCCUACGCGCUAAGCUGGGCCUCAAGCCGCUUGAGGUCACUGAGAAGCCUCCGGAGGAACCCAAUCGAGAUGCAACUGCAUGUGCAGAUGACGGCAAGCUCAAAGACGACUUGGGCGAGUUCUACCACAAGCCGGCGGCUAACCUGGCGGCGCAGCGGCGCGGCGAGAAGCUGCGCGAGCGCCUCGACGAGCGCCGCGAGAAACGCUCCAUCGAGCACAAGCUGCAGACGACGUUGCUGGCGGAGGGGUCGGACGACGAGGACGCCGACGCGUGGGUGAAGAAGUCCCGCGAAAUGGAGAAGCAGAAGCGAGACGCCGCCAAGCGGGCGGCCAUGCUGGACGAGAUGGACGCCGUGUUCGGCGUGUCGGCGCUGCUGGCCGAGGAGCAGCGCCAGGCGCGCGCGGGGGCCUACGAGCCGGGCGCGCUGCGCGGCCUGCGCGUGGCCCACGACCUGGACGCGAUCGGCGACGAGCGCGAGACGGUGCUGACGCUGGCCGACGAGCACGUGCUGGCCGACGACGCCGAGGACGUGCUGGUCAACGUCAACUUGCUGGACGACGAGCGCUACAAGAAGAACUUAGAAGAGCGUAAGAAAGCGAUCGCGGGCUACCAGGCGUACGACGACGAGGCGGAGCUGGAGGCGGCCGCUCUGGGCUCGCACAAGCCCGUGCUGGCCAAGUACGACGACGAGAUCGACAAGCACAAGAAGGACAAGAGCAGGGGCUUCGUCAUCGGAGACACCGAAGCCAUCGAGGCCAAGCGAAUUCGCGACAUGAUGCGGCAGGAGCGCCUGCAGGGCGGCGUCAACAAGCGGCUGGAGAGUCUGCGCACGCCCGACUUGCAGAUCGCGCAGGAGUACCUCAACGAGCACGAGAUCCGGGCUCAGUUCAAGAAGCCCAAGAGGAAGGGUAAGAUGCGCAAGAAGCCGAAGGACGAGCCGAUCGACGUGGACGCCUACGAGGCCGGCGGCGGGCCGCUGCUCACCGACGACACGGAGGUGAAGCCGGACGCGUUGAGGACGGAACUGGCGGUCGACGACGAGGAAGUGGAGCCGGACAGCGAGCUGCAGAUCGCCCUGGCCCGCGCGCGACGCCUGCGGCAGGCCGAGCGGAGGGCCGCCUUCAGGGUUCCCAAGGUGGAGGAGCUCCUCGAGGCCGCGGCGGAGGCGCCGCCGCGCGAGGAGCCCGAGGGCGCCAUGGUGCUGGACGCCACGGCCGAGUUCUGCCGCACGCUGGGGGACAUCCCCACGUACGGCCUCGCCGGGAACCGCGAGCACCGCGCCGAGAUCCUCGACGCGGAGCCGGAGGCGGGCGCGGCGGAGGCCGCGGAGGGCGCGGGGGACGCGGGCGACGCGGGCGCGGCGGGCGCCUGGAGCCGCGUGGACGUGCGCCGCGAGCGGCCGGCCGCGCCCGCCGCGUCGGCGGGGCUGGACGCCGAGCCGCGCCUGGGCGCCGGCGUGGCGGGCGCGCUGCAGCUGGCGCUGUCCAAGGGCUACCUGGAGCGCGCGGGCGCGGCGCCGGCCCCGCGCUCGGCGCACCUGCACCUGCUGGCCGCCAAGCACUACUCCAUCGAGGACAAGACCUACGGCGAGGACGACAAGUACGGCCGGCGCGAGCGCGGCGGCCACUCGGGCCCGCUGCAGGACUUCCGCGAGAAGGCCAACUUCCGCCCCGACAUCAAGCUGGAGUACGUGGACGACGACGGCCGCCCGCUCUGCCCCAAGGAGGCCUUCCGCUACCUCAGCCACAAGUUCCACGGCAAGGGGCCCGGCAAGAACAAGCAGGAGAAGCGCAUCAAGAAGGCCGUGCAGGAGGGGCUCAUGAAGAAGAUGUCCUCGACCGACACGCCGCUGGGCACGCUGCAGAUGCUGCAGGACAAGCAGCGCGAGACGCACUCGGCCUACAUCGUGCUCUCGGGCCAGAAGCGCGACCACGCCGCCUGACCGCCUCGGCUUCGGCUCGGGGCGAAGUCGCGACUGUAACGUCUCCAAUGAAGUUAGAAUUAGCGGGAGAGCAAUAGUUGCGUGCGAUAUAUUGCCCGACAUCCACACCUUUUAAAAACAUAUUUUUUCCUUUAUAUCGGUUAACUUUCGCUAGUGAUCGAUUUUUAUCGAUUAAUAAUUCGCAUCGGUCCCUAUGUACCACUUGCACGCCAGAUUCCUCGGCGCACAAGUGUGUACUACACGCCAACUCUGCAAGCGAUUAUUUCAUUUAAAAUCGGGACUUAUCGUGUAUAAAACAUUUUUUUUCGGACGUGUUGCAAAUUUCAACGUCCCGUGAUCUCGAAGGGACUGAAAAAGUCGCAGACAUCGUGAGUGUUGUGUGUCGGUCUAGACCCUAGUGGCCAAAUAAAUAAUGAAGAAAUUGUUGACACCCGCCUCUUCCGUCGCUUCAAGAUCGUGGACUUCCCAACACUCCGAGAGGUAGAGGUAAAUUGUUUUAUACACAAUUAUGUCCCGAUUUUUCAAUCGUAUCUAAUGAAUCUGCAAAUGAUGGCUUGUACGCCAGGUUAUUAUACUAAACAAUCUAGGAUGACCCCUGAGGGCGCGUUCCCACUAGGUCGUCACGUUUUAUUUUUUGGACGACUGUCGUGUUUAGCCUGUUCCCAUAUCACGACUAUCUGUCGUUGCCGAUUUUUUAUCGUUGAACGACUGUCG
Messenger RNA from Hyposmocoma kahamanoa, 3033 nucleotides. Its product is annotated as U4/U6.U5 tri-snRNP-associated protein 1. The transcript is spliced from 14 exons. The record is from RefSeq and is a predicted model, not a curated record. NCBI's taxonomy places the organism in Eukaryota, Metazoa, Arthropoda, Insecta, Lepidoptera, Cosmopterigidae. Gene Ontology annotation, biological process: maturation of 5S rRNA; mRNA cis splicing, via spliceosome. Bases 1 to 2319 code for a protein of 772 amino acids. Gene Ontology annotation, cellular component: U4/U6 x U5 tri-snRNP complex.